Messenger RNA from Octodon degus (degu), 2308 nucleotides. RefSeq names its product ethanolamine-phosphate phospho-lyase (gene Etnppl). Lineage: Eukaryota; Metazoa; Chordata; Mammalia; Rodentia; Octodontidae. Bases 499 to 1926 code for a protein of 475 amino acids. The record is from RefSeq and is a predicted model, not a curated record. Gene Ontology annotation, molecular function: ethanolamine-phosphate phospho-lyase activity; transaminase activity; pyridoxal phosphate binding. Gene Ontology annotation, cellular component: mitochondrion. The transcript is spliced from 13 exons.
AAAAAACUAAAUAAAUAAAUACAACUAUAAAGAUAAGAAUGGCAACAAGGGAUGCCAGUGGGUGGAUCACUUGCCUAGCAUUUGCAAGGCCCUAGUCCAAACCCCAGCACUAUAAAAUACAUAGAUUAUAGAAAUAAUUAUGAAAGUAAUAAUGAAAUUAUGGAAUAAGUGAAAAAUUUUCCUUAUACAAGACCCGAAUUUCCAAGGAGGAUGAGGUAGCAGUUUGGGGGCUGGGAACUGUCAGCAAGCGCUUCCCCAGGUCUCUACAGAGUUGGAAAAUUGAGGCAAGGUUCAUGUGAUGCACAUGCGCACUGGAGGGGUUGCGCAGGCAUAUGCUUCGUCUUACACGCAGUGCCUUAGAGCGAUGUCAUGGCUGUCACCCACACACUGAUAAGAAAGGACAGGAACUGUAAGCAGGCUGGAUGAGGAUCGAGGCCAUCCUGCAAGGUAUUCUUCGCUGAAGACCCUGUGAAGAUCGUGAGAGCUGGGCGACAGUACAUGUUCGACGAGCGUGGCCAGCGCUACCUUGACUGCAUCAAUAACGUGGCCCAUGUGGGGCACUGUCACCCCGAGGUGGUAGAAGCCGCACGCAGGCAGAUGGAGCUGCUCAACACCAACUCCCGCUUCCUGCACGACAACAUCGUGGCCUACGCCCAACGCCUGGUGGCCACCCUGCCCCCGCAGCUCUGCGUCUGCUACUUCACAAACUCGGGAUCUGAAGCUAAUGACUUAGCCUUACGCCUGGCUCGGCAGUUCCGGGGCCACCAAGAUGUGAUCACCCUGGACCAUGCUUAUCAUGGUCACUUAUCAUCUUUAAUUGAGGUCAGUCCAUAUAAAUUCCGGAAGGGCAAAGACGACAAGAAAGAAUUCGUACAUGUGGCCCCAGCUCCUGACACUUACAGAGGGAAGUACCGAGAAAACCACCCAGACCCUGCAGGCGCCUAUGCGGACGAAGUGAGGAAAAUCAUUGAAGAAGCACAUGCCAACGGGAGGAAGAUCGCUGCUUUCAUCACUGAAUCUAUGCAGAGUUGCGGUGGACAAAUAAUCCCUCCAGCAGGCUACUUCCAGAAAGUGGCGGAACACAUCCACCGCGCGGGGGGCGUGUUUAUCGCCGAUGAAGUGCAGGUGGGCUUCAGCCGAGUUGGGAAGAGCUACUGGAGCUUCCAGAUGCAUGGGGAGGACUUUGUGCCAGACAUCGUCACCAUGGGCAAGUCAAUGGGCAACGGCCACCCGGUGGCCUGCGUGGUGACAACCAAAGACAUCGCGGAAGCCUUCCUCAGCUCUGGGAUGGAGUAUUUCAACACGUACGGGGGAAAUCCAGUGUCUUGUGCUGUGGGUUUAGCAGUCUUGGAUAUAAUUGAAAAGGAAGAUCUCCGAGGAAAUGCUAGGAGAGUGGGAAAUUAUCUUACCGAGUUACUGAAUAAGCAAAAGACCAAGCACAUGCUGAUAGGAGAUAUUAGGGGCGUUGGCCUUUUCAUCGGAAUUGACUUAGUGACAGACCGUGAAAAAAGAACCCCGGCCACAGCUGAAGCCCAGCAUGUCAUCUACAAGAUGAAGGAAAAACGUGUACUUCUCAGUGCUGAUGGACCGCACCGAAAUGUGCUCAAAAUAAAACCACCCAUGUGCUUCACUGCGGAAGAUGCCGAGUUCAUGGUGGAGCAGCUGGACGGGGUUCUGACAGUUUUAGAAGAAUCCAUAGGAAUCCAAACCAAACCAGUGAUCUCUGAGAGUAUUCCACACAGAACAAAGGUCACCAAGGCACCCCCCAGGGACCUGCUCGGUGAGAACAACCCCGACACCACGGAACACGCCAGCAGGAAGCGGAACAGCGCAUGCACAGAAAGCAGCCGCUCCGCCAAAGGCUCAAGGCGCGAAGGCCCAGCUCCACAGCAAGACGGCCGCCAGCUGCCGGGAGCCGUCUCCUGAGGGUUCUGCGGGACCAGAAGGGACCUCACUGCCCAGCCGAGGAGAACAUGCUCCUGUUUAGAUUUGUGAAUGGAAAUGUCGUUGAUGAUAGGAAUAAACCCAGGUAGUCAAACCGCAUCAAGAGUGUAAGUCAGCCUCUGGCCUGUUAAUUCUUCCCCCCAGACUGCUGAGUUUACUAAUUUAUUAAUUCUAUAACUGAACUGAAGCUAGCAAACACAGAAUUCAGCGGGCAGGUUGACUUCUCCUGUCUUAAUGUUUGAAGUUAGGCAGCCAAGGAUAAUAGAUUCUUUGGCUUUGAGGACUUGGUGCAUUAAAUUAUAAAUUCUAUGAGAUAUAAUAUGUAAAAGUCUAUUUAUAAGCUAUAAUUAAAUAAAAUAAUAUA